Daldinia vernicosa is the source of this 1686-nucleotide messenger RNA. RefSeq names its product glutamate decarboxylase. The coding region runs from base 7 to 1686 and encodes 559 amino acids. Gene Ontology annotation, biological process: L-glutamate catabolic process. The record is from RefSeq and is a predicted model, not a curated record. Gene Ontology annotation, molecular function: pyridoxal phosphate binding; glutamate decarboxylase activity. Gene Ontology annotation, cellular component: cytosol. The transcript is spliced from 4 exons. NCBI's taxonomy places the organism in Eukaryota, Fungi, Ascomycota, Sordariomycetes, Xylariales, Hypoxylaceae.
GCUACUAUGACUUUAGCCCGCCAUAUCGACCCGGAGGAGCUUGUUGAGCGCCUCCACGAUGCCAACCUCACCGAGAAUGGCCGACAGCUGCGCCAGAUGAUGACUACUUCUCAUCUAACACCUUACGGUACCAAAUUUGCAAGCGAAUCAGCAGUGCCCAAGUAUACGAUUCCCAAGGAGGGAACGCCGACGGAUACCGCCUACCAGCUAAUUCAUGAUGAACUAGACCUCGAUGGCAAACCAAAUCUGAACCUUGCCAGUUUCGUAGGGACUUACAUGGAACCAAACGCCAUCCAACUGAUGGCGGAGAAUUCAUCUAAGAAUCUGGCUGACAAUGACGAGUAUCCGGCCAUGAUGUCUCUUCAUGAGCGUUGCGUUAGCAUCCUCGCCAACCUCUGGGGCGCCAAGAAGAGCGAGAAAGCCGUUGGGACAGCGACCACCGGCUCCUCGGAGGCCAUUCACCUGGGAGGCUUGGCAAUGAAGCGUCGCUGGCAGGAACAUCGCAAGGCAAAGGGCUUGGACACUUAUCAUCCAAAUAUCAUCAUGGGUGCCAACGCGCAGGUCGCCCUCGAGAAGUUCGCGCGCUACUUCGACGUCGAGCCGCGUAUUCUCCCGGUCUCUAAGGAGAGCAAUUACCGACUAGACCCGAAUCUUGUCCGGAAGAAUAUCGACGAGAACACGAUUGGCGUGUUCGUCAUUCUAGGAAGCACUUAUACCGGUCACUAUGAACCGGUAGAAGAGAUCUCGAAAAUUCUCGACGAGUACGAGGAGAAGACAGGCAUCGAUAUCCCGAUCCACGUCGAUGCAGCAUCCGGGGGUUUUGUUGCGCCAUUUACUCACGCCCAAGCCGGCGGGCCGAAGUGGAAUUUCGAGCUCCCGCGAGUCAAGUCCAUUAACGUGUCGGGUCAUAAAUACGGUCUCGUCUAUGCUGGCGUCGGUUGGAUCGUCUGGCGGGACGAAGCCUACCUACCACAGCACCUAAUUUUCGAGCUGCAUUAUUUAGGAGGCACCGAGAAGUCUUACACGCUCAAUUUCUCGCGUCCGGGUGCACAAGUCAUCGUACAGUAUUACAACCUAAUCCACCUCGGAUUCGACGGGUACCGCGAGAUAAUGGAGAAUUGCCUCCGGAAUGCACGCCUCUUGUCCAAGAGUCUCGAAGCCACCGGAUGGUACACGUGCGUCUCCGACAUCCACCGCCGGGCGUCUACCUCAUCGAGCGUAAUUUCAGAUGCGAAACACGCCGUCCUCGGCGAGGAGGGCGAAACAUCAGCCGACUACGUGGCCGGGCUACCAGUUGUGUCGUUCCGAUUGACAGACGAGUUCAAACGGGAGUUCCCGCACAUCAAGCAGGAAUGGGUAUCGCUACUCAUGCGCGCGCGCCAGUGGAUAAUACCCAACUACGCGCUCCCCCCCAGCGAGGAUAAGAUUGAAAUCUUACGUGUGGUCAUCCGCGAAUCCAUGAGUCUGGAUCUGCUGGACCGCCUGAUUGCGGACUUGGUGUCUGUGACGCAGACCCUGAUCGAAAACGACGAGGUAGACCUGUCAAUCCUCCAGAAGCAGAAGCCAGCUGGAGAUAGCCGGCCGCGCAAGGACGCAAGUAAAGGGGGUCGUUCAGAGGAGUCUGCUAAGGUACUCGAAGGGAAGGUGGCACGACUGGCGGGCGGUAUUCACAGGAGCGUCUGCUGA